GAGGCCGAGAUCUGCAGCACGUCGACCUUCAUCUCGACGACAGUAAGGGACGGAACGACUAGCACAAUCACGUCGUCGGCGACAACGACGUGCGACACGAUCCGGGGCUGCGUGCUGACCGACGGCGACUACGACACCACCAGCACCCGCGGCAGGUCAUGCAGCCCCAUCGCCGCGCGCACCGCCCCGCCCGUGAUAGUUGCUGCUGCCACUGCUGAGCCUGCCUCCCCCGUCAUGACCGGCAACAACCCGAAGAACAACAACACCAUCCGGGCGGCAACCAAGAAAAAGAACAAAAAAGUGGCAAAGAGGGCCGCCCCGCCGGAUGGCCGUGACCACGCCAUGAUCUGGCUCCGGUAUCCCGGUGAUGCCGACGACGUCGCCACAAUCAAGAACUACCUCACCAGCAACGACCCGGAUAUGCCCGGGCGCCCCAACUACGGCGACUACAAGGAGGUCAAGGCACAGAGUUGGGACGGCAAUGGCGGCGGCGACUGGGUCGUCCUCUUCUUCGUACCCAACAUGAAGCUCUGCCACAUCGCCGAUCUCAAGGGUAUGACACUCGAGGUCGCCGACGCGUACGGAAUCUACAGCAAUAAUAUGCACGGCCCUCCGCCCGAGCCGGACGAUGACGACUCGAACGACUCGGACGACAGCUCUACAAAGAGGUCGAACAUACAGCGCAGGGAUGUAUUUGAGAUAUCCACACCUUUCUGGGAGCUUUCUCAGAUCGAGGUGGGGCCCGGCGAGAAAUGGGACGCCGAAUGGAGGCCCGGCAGGGAGAACAGCAGAGACGUGGGCCACGACAUGUACUACGCUGCCGACGAGUCGUUUGGCGCGGGCCAGACCAUCUUCGUGCUCGAGGACGACUUCUGGGACCAGAACCCAGAAUUCUCCGAUGAUUUCUUCAUCAACGGCGAGCCCUUCUCGCGACCGGCGAUCCGCAGGCUGCCCGAGUUCGACUGGGGCGGAGACCAGUUCAACGCCCCGCCCAGCGUCAGCCACGGCACGCCCGUCAUCAGCAAGGUUACCGGCUGGCAACUCGGCAUGGCCAAGAGGGCCGACGUCAUUGUCGUCACGGACCGCCGCAGCCCGCCCGCGGACGGGUAUAACCAGAUCCAUGAGCGCCACAUCGAGGGCUGGAUCCGCGUGUAUAACGAGGUCAAGAGGAUAUAUGCCGCAGAUCCCAGCCAGAGAGGCAAAGUCAUCGCAUCCUGGUCGUACGUGAACACCCGCGCCACCCACUUCGCCGUGAUUAGGCCAAUCUUUGUGAGAAGGUUAUGUAAGUGCUACCCCCUUUUUCCCUCAUCCACCUUUUCUUGCCAAAGCCACCAUGGUCUCAACGCUGACGGUUUGCAAUUAAAUAGACGAGAUUCUCAAAGCCCUCGAGGACCUGGAUGUGACCAUCAUCACGACCGCCCACAACAAAGCUGUCGAGCUGGGCGACGACUUCACCGGCCUCCCGCUCCUCUUUGCCGACCCCGGAUCCGGGGCCGGGAGAACGAUCGAGAGCAUGGUGGUCGUCGGCGGCGUCGACGCCACGGGACGGCUCGCCGCGCACAGUCCGUACGCCGACUGGCUGGUCAUGGCCCCGGCAUUCCAGCUGUAUCUGGCUGAUACCCCUGAUGCCAUCGUUUGGGGAGGGUUCGGCAAUUCGUUUGGUUCGUCGUCUCAGCUGAAUCCAUUCUUCCUCUGCCUCUUCAUUCCCCAUCCUUGUUUCCAAGCAGAGUGAAAGGUCAUGGCAG
Molecule: messenger RNA, 1745 nt
Organism: Parathielavia appendiculata
Lineage: Eukaryota; Fungi; Ascomycota; Sordariomycetes; Sordariales; Chaetomiaceae
Exons: 1
Coding region: 235-1617 (460 amino acids)
Biological process (GO): proteolysis
Molecular function (GO): serine-type endopeptidase activity
Source: RefSeq, a predicted model, not a curated record